Messenger RNA from Dromiciops gliroides (monito del monte), 801 nucleotides. It is a transcript of the gene TIMP1, whose product is annotated as TIMP metallopeptidase inhibitor 1. Gene Ontology annotation, biological process: negative regulation of endopeptidase activity; negative regulation of membrane protein ectodomain proteolysis. Gene Ontology annotation, molecular function: protease binding; metalloendopeptidase inhibitor activity. The record is from RefSeq and is a predicted model, not a curated record. The transcript is spliced from 6 exons. Bases 111 to 731 code for a protein of 206 amino acids. Lineage: Eukaryota; Metazoa; Chordata; Mammalia; Microbiotheria; Microbiotheriidae. Gene Ontology annotation, cellular component: extracellular matrix.
CAGCAGCAGCAGCAGCAGCAGCAGGGCUCUCCACUCCUAGACCUGGGCAUUGGCUCCUGUUGUGGUUCCUGCUGCUGCUUCCAAGUCCAGGCUCCCCGAACAUCCUGGAAAUGGGGAUGUCUAGCCUCUUUCUGGCCUUCACCUUCCUGCUCCUGGCCACCACAAGGCUGCCUGUGAAGGCCUGCAGCUGUGGCCCUCGGCAUCCUCAAGAGGACUUCUGCAGGUCGGAUAUGGUUGUCACAGCCAAAUUCCUGUCGGUCCCCCAGCUCAACCACACCCUCUCUCGUCUGCAGUAUAGGAUCAAGGUUGUCAAGAAAUUCAAAGGCAUUGCCCCCAUCCCCAAAUUCCUUACUACCCCAGCCCAGGAGAGCCUCUGUGGAUACCGACACAAGGCCCUGUUAAAGAGCCAGGAGUAUCUGGUUGCAGGACGCCUACUGGAGGGCCAGCUAUACGUCACCAGCUGCAGCUUCGUGAGGCCCUGGAGUAGCCUGAGCCCAGCCCAGCAACUGGGCUUCAACCAGACCUAUGCCACUGGCUGCAGUUGCCAAGUGCAGCCCUGCCUGAGUGUCCCAUGCAAUGUGGAGAAUGACACCAACUGCCUGUGGACAGAUUCACUGAUGUCCACCUUAGCUGAGGGCUCCCAGAGCCUCCACCUGGCCUGCCUACCACAGAAGAGUGGCUUGUGCUCCUGGAGAUCCCUGAACACUGAGGCACCUCAGCCAACAACCUAAGCUGGCCCAGAGCCGUCUUCUCUCCAUUUUUGCCUCCUUCUAAGAAAUCAUGGCCAGUAAAAUACAUAGA